Suillus fuscotomentosus is the source of this 2103-nucleotide messenger RNA. RefSeq lists its product as uncharacterized. The transcript is spliced from 4 exons. Lineage: Eukaryota; Fungi; Basidiomycota; Agaricomycetes; Boletales; Suillaceae. The coding region runs from base 304 to 1962 and encodes 552 amino acids. Gene Ontology annotation, biological process: regulation of transcription by RNA polymerase II. The record is from RefSeq and is a predicted model, not a curated record. Gene Ontology annotation, molecular function: DNA-binding transcription factor activity, RNA polymerase II-specific; RNA polymerase II cis-regulatory region sequence-specific DNA binding. Gene Ontology annotation, cellular component: nucleus.
UGUCCAGCGUUUAUUGCAUAAGAAGGCCGUCGGCGGCUGUGUGCAGGUCGAGCGUUCACGGUUAGUCGUGGGGUUAGCGAAUGGUUUAUCAGGACGCUGGUCACACAAUUAUAGGUGGGAAGAAGAAUCAAUUAAAACACCCAUCUUCGCAUCUCUUGCCAAUCCCGGAAUAAAGCACACUGACAGCGUGCUUGUCAGCAAGUACUAGACGCUCUAGGUCCGUCUCUUAGUUCCCACUAACAAUUCAUCAGAAAGCUUUACUCUUUGUCCUUUUUCAGCACCAUCAUUAGCUUUACCAGCGAUAUGCCUGCAAUUCGUGCACAUGAUAUUUACCCUAACGAUGUCGAGGAUGACGAUGGGAUGCCCCCACUCGUCGACAAUCCAAACACAUCAAUGUCAUACACGUUUUUCACUGAUAUGACACCCAUUACUGCUUUCAGCGCUGAUCCCACUGCUCUCUGCGAGAAUGCAUGGGACCACUCAACGUCCACAUCUCUUGUGGAGUUCACAGACUCGCCUGACUGUCCUGCGACCCAAACCGCUGAUCGUGUCUCUCAUGGCAAGAAACGGGACGCUUCGUACAUCCCCCGCCCACCCAACGCUUUCAUCCUCUUCAGAUCAUCAUUCAUUCGGAGCCAACAAGUUCCGGAGAAGGUGGAGGGGAAUCAUAGCACCCUGUCGAAGAUUAUUGGCAAAUACUGGAAGACUCUUCCUCGCGAGGAAAGAGAAGUCUGGGAGGCCAAGGCACUCGUUGCUCAGGCAGAACAUAGAAAGCGCUAUCCAGACUGGCGUUUUAGACCUGGGGCUAACGCACUUGCGAAGCUCAAGGUCAAGGAUGGUCCCGGAAUAGCCAACAGAAGACGAAGCACCAGUACCAAGAAAGGCCGCGGAAAUGCCGAAUCGAAGAAGAAAAAUAAGAGUAAAGAUGAAAGGUGUUCGAUGAUUGCGGAUCUUCUGGUGGAAGGCAAGACAGGCGCUGAACUGGAAAGUGCGCUUAGAAAUUGGGAGAAUGGAAUUAGUAAGGAAGUUGAGGUGGAUAAAGGUGCUGUUGGCCUGCAAGGUGAACCCAAUCAUGAGGGAGGCGAUCAAGGCAAUUGGAGCGAAGCUUUCCCGACCACCAAUCACUUUCAGAUGGAGUCGGUCCAAUUCUUGCCAGACCUCUAUGAUCCCGGUCUCGUUACACAGGUAAACACCGAUGGUCUCGAUCAUCUCGCCACGAGUCAACCUCGCUGCAAGACUCCACAUGACGAUCGAUUCAAAGUACCUCUCACUGCGAUGUUCAGGCGUUCUCUGUCCGCACCUGCGAGGCGCUUCGCAUCUCCCGCGGAUGUUCUAGGCCACAGCGGCAACAGCUCCCUGACUGAUGUCUUUUCCGAUACUGCAAGUUCUCCUCCCAGCGUUUGUACCCCUUCUGUCUUUCCCUCAGAGCAAUAUGAAGACCCAUCGGUCGCCGUAUACGGUGAUUCUAUGGGUCAUCUAUCGCCUCUUGUUCUGCCAUCAGGACUAGGCGAUGAUUCUCCUGCACGUUGGAAUGACCCAUACAAUCUCCUCGGAGCUCAAUCGCCCGUUGGAUCGUUAUCAGACUGCCCUGCUCUGUCAUACGGACACAGUCCCUCCGUGUCGCCAGUCGACGUGAGCUUUGGGAAUUAUACGUUCCCUUCACCGACGCUGGCGGCACUUACUGCGACAAAGCCCGAGAAUAUCUCUGCUGGUCUUGACUACCCCAUCUCAUAUGAUAACCAGUGUUAUUCCUCUUACUCUGCGCUCAAGGGGUGGUCAGAUGGUCAAUGCACAUCUUUUGAUGCCUCUCCAGAAGGUUUCGUGCCGCAGGUUUUUGUUAAUCAAUACGCCAGCGCACCAGCAAUAUACGAAUGGUCCCCUCUCGAUGAUACCAUACGUGCUGGUCAUGCACCCCAGCUCCAUAACACGUUCGAAAGCAACUACAACGAUUUCAGAUUCUGAAGCCCGGUCCUCCCCUGAACUUAUGUAUAACCCCUUCGUGCGCCACCUUUCUCCUUCAUAGACUUCUUAUGAUAACGCGGAACUGAAACUGGAAUGUACCAAUGAUUCGACUUGGAAUGAUUUUACCCUAUGCAUGUGUUU